Knipowitschia caucasica is the source of this 1239-nucleotide messenger RNA. Lineage: Eukaryota; Metazoa; Chordata; Actinopteri; Gobiiformes; Gobiidae. The record is from the annotation of a GenBank genome assembly.
AUGAGAGUGCAAAAUGGUAACUACCAGGCCGUCUGUCUUCCUCUUGCUCUGUGGUUUUCUGUGGUGAUUUGUGCCUACAUUCAGUUUGUUGCGGAAAUUGGUCUUGUGGCGGCAAAGCUUGGCGGCGGUGAGCGACCGGUGUGUGGCAACCCUGGCACAGGAACGCUGUGGCGAGAUCUGGGCUUUGUUGCCCAGAGAUAUGUAGUGAAGGAUGAAUUUCAUCCCUUCAUUGAGGCCCUCCUCCCACAUGUCCGUGCCUUCUCCUACACCUGGUUCAACCUACAGGCUCGCAAGCGCAAAUACUUCAAGAAGCAUGAGAAGAGGAUGACCAAGGAUGAAGAGCGCGCAGUGAAGGACGAGCUGCUGGGGGAGAAGCCAGAGAUCAAACAGAAGUGGGCCUCGCGCCUCUUGGCCAAGCUGCGCAAGGACAUCCGGCCAGAGUUCCGCGAGGACUUUGUUCUCACCAUCACGGGGAAGAAGCCCCCGUGCUGCGUGCUGUCCAACCCCGACCAGAAGGGCAAGAUUCGGCGCAUCGACUGCCUACGCCAGGCCGACAAGGUGUGGCGGCUGGACCUGGUGAUGGUGAUCCUGUUCAAGGGCAGUCCUCUGGAGAGCACGGACGGAGAGCGCCUGGUCAAGUCGCCGCAGUGCUCAAACCACGGCCUGUGUGUCCAGCCACAUCACAUCGGAGUGGCCGUCAAAGAGCUGGACCUCUAUCUGGCCUACUUUGUCCAGACACCAGGCCUGAAAUCUGCCCGCUCUGUUAUAAACCAAACGCGCCUCAAACAGGGGGACAUCAGCCUGAGCCGGGGAGAGGUGAGGAAGGACCACGGGCAGCCAGACACUAAAGGAAACGUCUUGUUCUACGGGCUCGGUCCCAGCCGCCACAUUCCGAACAGACUGUGGCGUUCCUUGUUCACUCAGACCAGCGGAGCAGAGCCACGCAGACCUGCCCUCUCGAGCCUCAAUGCGUGUCUUCUUCAGCCACCCAAACACAAGCGAGGACAGCGAAAUCACGCCAUGACAGGGAGGAACGCAUCAGCCAUAGUCCCUCUUAGCCAGCCCGACUUCAGCGCCGCGGUGAUCGAGAGGGUAAUCAGACCCGCCGUGUUUAUUUUAAGAGCCGAUGAUCUGGAGAUGUCCAUUAAAAGCAGAGGGCAAACCAUUCAGGAGCAGUCAGUCUGGACAGGGCUCGCUAUGGGUGUGGGCGUACCAACUCUCUCUUUUCACCCUUCGUAG